Molecule: messenger RNA, 1764 nt
Organism: Echinostoma caproni
Lineage: Eukaryota; Metazoa; Platyhelminthes; Trematoda; Plagiorchiida; Echinostomatidae
Source: the annotation of a GenBank genome assembly
AUGAAAGUUCUGUUUAGAAAGUGUGGCACACAACACGCUCUGCAGGAACUUGCAGAAGAGUACGAUGAAGCCGCCCCCGAACCUAUACUUGAUCCGAACCAUCACAACGUCCACCUUGUCGCUGGUCUGCUCAAAUACUACUUACGAGAACUGCCCGAACCGGUUAUCCCCUUUCGAUUCUAUGACCGACUGAAGUCAACAGGAUUUCGUAUUGCGGAUGGUCAAGACUUGACACCGUUAAUCGACAUCUUGGAAUCGUUACCCGCACCCAACUAUCAUCUGCUUCAGUAUUUGUGUCAAUUCCUAUACGAAGUUGCACAACAUGAAGCUUCCAACCGCAUGUCGAUUGAGAAUCUCGCCAGUGUUUUCGCCCCAAACAUACUUCGUCAAGCUGACGGAGAUUUGGAUGUCGAGAUGGCUGUUUCAUCCAUCUUGAAUCUGACAAUUACCGAGUUCAUUCGCCAACACGAACACCUAUUCCGGCUUGAAUUGGUGCCGCUACAACAGUUGCAGGCCACCAUUCCAGUUCAUCCGAGCUCCCACAUAUCUAGAACACGAAGUCGUCACACAAUCAGCUCAUCCGACCAGUUUUCACUGAAGGAUGCUCCAUCCACCUAUCCGGACGUGCUGCAACCGACAUUUAAAGUUGAAAAAGACCUGGCUUUGAUUGAUACAAAUAUGAAGGGGAAGACACUAUCGCGACCUGUCGCCAGGGAAGAGAACUCUAGUUCUCUAGAAUAUGAUGAUCAAUCAGAUCGAUGGGAACUUCAAAAUGGACCCUCGGUACAGCUUAAUCACGUUUCGCCGUCAAUCAUUCCUGUACAGAAUCGCGCUAUACCGCCUGCUCAGGUAACUUCACUCCAUCUUUCCACCCCACGUUCGGAGCGUUCUUGUUUGAGGCGUAUGACACAACCUGUGCUGAGUGACUAUGAUUGUGAGGAUAGCUAUUCCACCCCCACAACAAAUACUCUAUCCUCCGAAGUGAUUGACUCUACUGGCGGUUCCGGAUCACUGCGACUAUUUACUAGAGAUAAACAUUUGCAAUCUUCUGGUUUUAUAAGUUGUUUUGAUUGCCCUAUAAAUCGCACAUUUUCUGUUGGCACGCGAUCGCCGCAGUCCAGUUCAAAAUUAAACGGCUCUGAACGGUCUGAAAGACGCCCCAAACUGCCUUCUCUUUGGAUUCAGGGUCAAAAAGAUCGCAUUCACCGUACAUCUUCAUGUAACGGUUAUUCCACCUUACCACGCCGAGAUAAUUUAAUGCUUCAUAGAGAGGCGAAACGUGACGAUGUUCAUCGUGACCCGGACGCUGUGGAUGCCGAGGUGCCACCAAAACCACCUCCGUUCUCGGUGACAUCUAAUGACACUGGUAUACUUACCACAUCAACAGCAUCCGACGCUUGCCAGACUUCACCGCUUCCUCGACCGAGUCCCCCGACAAAUUAUACUACAACGGUUUUAUGGCAUUCGCAAUCCACUCAUGAAUUUGACGCUCCUAGUCGUUUACGUCCCGAUGACCAGAUUCGUUAUUGGCGUGCUCUGGCGGUGAGUUCACGAGCCGAUGCUGCUAGCCAGCGGGCACGGGCGCAGGCUAUGGUCGGUGAACUCAAUCGAGUCCGGUGUGAUCUGAACAUGGCUGAAUUGGAGAUCGGGCUGUUGCGACAGCGACUAGCUGCUGCUGAGGCUGAACUUCGACAUCACUACCGGUUAGGUUUGGUUCCCACUUCCACUCAGCCUGUGUGGACGGAGAAUUGGAAUUCCCGAUAG